Molecule: messenger RNA, 181 nt
Organism: Paramuricea clavata
Lineage: Eukaryota; Metazoa; Cnidaria; Anthozoa; Malacalcyonacea; Plexauridae
Source: the annotation of a GenBank genome assembly
GAGUUAAAUAGAAAACUUCCAAUGUUCAUGAGAGCAAGAUGGACUGAGGAAGCUGGGACGAUAUAUGAGCGUAAUUCCCCACCACGAUUUGAAGAUUUUCUUAAUUUUAUCAAGAGGAAAGCCACUUUGAUGAACAAUGAAUUUGGAGAUGACCUCACCUGUAGUGAUAGUAAGGACAGGG